This is a messenger RNA of Hypanus sabinus (Atlantic stingray), 1217 nucleotides long. Its product is annotated as oxidized low-density lipoprotein receptor 1-like. The transcript has 4 exons. The record is from RefSeq and is a predicted model, not a curated record. Gene Ontology annotation, molecular function: pattern recognition receptor activity; (1->3)-beta-D-glucan binding. NCBI's taxonomy places the organism in Eukaryota, Metazoa, Chordata, Chondrichthyes, Myliobatiformes, Dasyatidae. Gene Ontology annotation, cellular component: cell surface. Bases 1 to 465 code for a protein of 154 amino acids. Gene Ontology annotation, biological process: phagocytosis, recognition; positive regulation of killing of cells of another organism; positive regulation of cell migration.
AUGGACGGCCGGCAAGACUUAAGUGAAUGUGAAGUUCGCAAGACGGGCCCAGAGUCUCCUUCAAACGAGCUGACGUGUCCUCAGAACUGGAUCGAAAACGAAAAUCGGUGUUAUAUCAUAUCCUCCUUACAGAAAUCUUAUGAUGGAGCGAGGGAACAUUGUGCAAACUUUGAUGCAAAGCUCCUCGAAAUAAAUUCAAAUGAGGAACAGAAUGUUGUUUCCAACGCUCUCGUUCAUCAACACAGAACGUACUGGAUUGGAAAAUGCGCACACGGGGAAGCGGCUUCUAGUCUUAUGUACAAGCAUGGCACGGCAACGUCCAUCUGCGGUAACUGCGACUCGGACCCAUGGCGGGACUAUUGCAAUGGUCAACACCAUCUCAUCUGCGAGAAGUCUGAACAUUUGUUCAAGGAUAUUCCCAAAAAGAUCCAGGAUCUCUGCCAACAGUCCCUCGGGUCCACGUGAAUCACAUUACAAUCCGUUUUUCUCUCCCGUCUAUCUUCUCCACUCUUAUCCUCAUCCUCACAUUACCUCUACACCCACUCUGUCCCUCCCCCAACCAUUCUCCUCCACAACUCACAUCCCCUUCCCCCCAACACUCUCCUACAUUCCUCUUUCCCCAUCAAUCUCCUUCUUUCUCGCCAUCAUUCCCACUCUUCUCUCCCUUUGCACAGUUCACCUCACCGCCUUUUCUGUUACCUCUCUCCCUCCUCUCCACCCUUUCUCACCUGACUCCUGUGCACUUUGCUUCACAGAUUACCCACCCUCGGGUAACCGACUGUGCGCAUUCACUCUAUCUACGCCCCUCGGGGUUUAACAUUCCUCUAUAAUGUCACCCGUGCUCCCCAAAGAAUCAAUUCCUCACGCCAGCCCGGUCUCCACAACUCUGCCACUCGAAUCCCAGCAACAUCCUCGUAAAUCUUCCUCUGCUCCCUUUCUAUCUCAUCUUUCCUGCAGCAGGGCGACCAGAACCGAACACAGUACUCCGAGUGUGGCCUCACCGAUGUCCUGUACAACUGCAAUGUGACCUCCCGACUCCUGUACUCAGUGAAGACCAGCGUGACACAUGUCCUGUCUAUCUGUAUCGCGUGUUUGCCACCGGAAUCACCAUCUGAUUUAUUGUCUGUGACUUAUACCACCCGAGAGUUGAUCAUUUGUACAAUCAGUACUGCGCAAAUAUGUAAAUUUAAUGUAAGAUCCAAAAAUUAAUAAAUACA